This is a messenger RNA of Paramecium sonneborni, 906 nucleotides long. NCBI's taxonomy places the organism in Eukaryota, Ciliophora, Oligohymenophorea, Peniculida, Parameciidae. The record is from the annotation of a GenBank genome assembly.
UAUGAAUUCAAAGAAAAAUACUUAGAAUGAUUACAAUUUAUCAAUAGAAUCCAACAUUUAAGUAGUAAUGAGAAUAAUUUUAGAUUAAUAUUGAUAGUGUUGAAUGUGAUGCAUUUUCGAAAACUGACUAUAUAUAUAUUGCACAAAGAUUUGAAAUUUUUACAGCUUCAUCUUAAUGCGAGAAUCAAAAUUUUUACUUUAUUUAUGCUAUGGAUAACUUCAACACAGAAUUUGAAUAGAAAAAAUCUCGGCCACACUUUAAAGUAAACUCAGAGACAGAAUGUUAUGAACGAAUAUCAUUACCAAGCUCUUGUAGAUCAUUCAAUAUGGAAGUUAAACAAAAUCUAAGUUCAACUAACCAAAAACUAAUUUUUACAAUCAACAGAGAUUAUAAGUGCACUUGGCUAUGUUUGAACAGGUACUGUAUUUUGAUAAUAUAAGACCAUAUGUCAAAACAGUAGGAUCAUAAGGAAAUGAAUUAGGUUAUGUUAGAUUCCCUUUAUUUUCAAUAUUAAAAACAGUUGAAAUAUUUGAUGCAAAUAAUAAUUUGUUAUUUUAUAUAAAAGGUAUUUGGAAUUAAUUCUAAACUUAUUGUUAUCUGCCCUGUGGUUUUUGUUAAACAAUAUCUUUUGACAUCCUUAAUAAAUUCAAUAAAGUAAUAAAUAUUAUAUUUAGAAAAUAGCUGAAAUAAAGAAGAUCAGUCAAAAAAAGGGAUGCUGUUAUGAAUGUAUGUUAAAUGUAGAAUCAGAAUAUGUAGUCCAAUUUCCUAAAUUAUCUUCUUUUGAAGAAAAAGCUCUUUUACUUACUGGGAUCUUUUUUUUGGACUAAAGUUUUUAUGAAGAAAAAUAUAGUGAUAUGUGUUGUUUAUGUAUGUAAAGAUGUUGUUGUUCUUAAUGUAUUGAAUGA